Molecule: messenger RNA, 369 nt
Organism: Parascedosporium putredinis
Lineage: Eukaryota; Fungi; Ascomycota; Sordariomycetes; Microascales; Microascaceae
Source: the annotation of a GenBank genome assembly
AUGGUUGGCCACACUGGCGUGUACGAGGCUGCCAUCAUCGGCUGUGCGGCCACUGAUAAGGCCAUCGGCAAGAUUUACGAGGCCUGCAAGAAGGAGGGCUACAUUCUCUUUAUCACCGCCGAUCACGGCAACGCCGAAGAGAUGAAGUUCGCUGACGGCAAGCCCAAGACUUCUCACACAACAAACAAGGUCCCCCUUGUUAUGGCCAAUGCGCCCGAGGGCUGGAGCCUUCGCAAGGGCGACGGCGUUCUCGGUGAUGUUGCGCCCACCAUCCUUGCGGCGAUGGGCCUUCCUCAGCCUGAAGAGAUGACUGGCUCGAGCCUUCUCGAGAAGGGCCUCAAGCGAAGCGCCGAGGCUGCUUCUAGCUAG